Molecule: messenger RNA, 387 nt
Organism: Trichomonas vaginalis G3
Lineage: Eukaryota; Parabasalia; Trichomonadida; Trichomonadidae
Exons: 1
Coding region: 1-387 (128 amino acids)
Source: RefSeq, a predicted model, not a curated record
AUGGAAGAACAGAAACCAGACGCAAAUAGCCAAAGUCUGGCCGUAAUAUCUGAUUACCUACAACAAAUUUCUGGAGAUACUUCAAAGCUUUUUAAUCAACCUGAAAACCACGUUACAAAAGAAAAGGAGAGAAUUGCUGAAAGGUUAGGAACAUUUAAUCCCAAAGAUAAUGCUGUUUGGCACGAAAUUACCCAGAGAUUUGGCGCUAAUAUUAAACAGCCAGAACUUUUGAGCAUUGCGAAUGUUCUGGCGCAAAGUGCAAAUAUUAAACUCGAUCGCGAUGCUAAGCGAAGAAAAUCUGUUUUAAUUAAAUGGUUUGAAGAGAAUUGGCAUGCAAUCCAGCCAUAUUUAGCUUAUGUAGUCCUAGAAGAUACCAAAGCCGAAUAA